ACAGGUUUUGAUAAAUCUCCCCGUGUCCUUAUGACUGAAUUCCGCCUCUGUCAGCGGCUUUGUGAUGAUCCCGAAUAGCAACAGGAGAAUACAGCAGCACCCUGCUAGCACAAAGAUAUAGAUGAAACAUGAGUAUAUAGAUAAAACAUGAGUAUAUAGAUAGAACAUGAAAAGCUAUACAGCUGUAAUGCAAUAAAUGAAGAUAUGAAACUGUCACACUGGGACUUCUAAAGAUAAACGUCAUUUGUGACAACAUGGCCCCUCACAUUGUAGGCUUCUCAUAGUUUGGACUCUAGUGGUAGGCAGAUGCAGGAGCCUAGAGAAGCUGGAUACACGGUCAUGGCUAUAGCAGGACUUGGCACCAAACUUUCCAAGCCCUUUUGAAUGUUAGAUGUUUGCCCAGUUUAUGCAGGUGGAAUCUGCAUAGGGCGCUGGGGAGGGAGGCAGGGGAGCUGCAGACACGUUCCGCAGCUCCAGGGGUGCCAUCACCUGCCAUGAUAUCGGCUGCCCCGCUCUAUGGUGGUGUGCACAACUGGACCAGUGCCGACCGUGUGCGUAUGUGUGGCAUCAACGAGGACAGGAGGACGGCACUGUCUGAUGAGGAGUCCAAGUCUAACAGCGCCCAGCACCUGGGAUCCGAAGAGCGUUGUGUGAGCAGUAUCCUCUCCAAGGUGGCUUUAAUACCUGCAACCAACCAAAGUGAUGCCCUGAUGCUGCAGGACAUUGGUGCUACACAGGUGGAGACUGGGCAAAAACCGGAGGAUAAACCACCAGACGGCACAGAACCAGAGCAAGCAGGCCCAUUGUCUAAAGCUUGUAAUAAUGUGUCGCCGCCCGAGGGCAAAGCCACCACAAACAUGUCUGACACUUCUGUCCAAGCAGCUUCAAGCAGACACAGUAAGAAAGCAGAACCUUCAAGGGCCCUGACGGAAGAGAAAGCUGCAGGGCCCGAGCACUCUGCCGCUCAGGCCAUUGAUGCUGAUGGAAAGCAAAAGACUGUCCUGGGCCCCGGAUUACAAAUCACAGGUCAAUCUGUAGACACUUCACAUGCUGUCGUUUCCUCUGGGUUUCCCUUUACUAUGAGCAGAAUCUGCUUUUCCACCACUCAGGUCCCCAAUGUGCAGAAGCUUCCUCUGUCUUUUCCACCCGGUGCCGUAUUGACACAGAGCCAACCCCUAGUUUACAUCCCACCUCCCAACUGUGGGCAGCCCCUCAGUGUAACUACCUUACCCACCACAUUUGGAGUGACGUCGACUCUGACCCUUCCCAUCAUGCCCAGCUGCUUGACGGAGAGAUGCCUCCUGCAGGCACCUUCAGAACUGCAGUCACACACUUUUGCUUCGACUCUGGGAAGGCCCUUGGCCUCUGAUCCUAAAAUGGUCCCUGCAGAGUUGACUAAACCAGCAAGCAUGGCAGCCCCUACUGUAUCACUUACGAACAGCAAUAGUUUGGCCACUAAAGUGGACAGUUCUUCUGUCUGCACUGAUACAUGCACCCCCACCCUGUCAGCUCUACAGACUCUCUCUGCACACCCCACACUUCCAGUGGUUAGUGUGAACCCUGUCACCAUAGCUUCCUAUUCCAGAACGCCUAAUACAGAGCCACAAAAUGAUUCCUCUUCAUCAUCCUCUGUUUCCCCAUUAAAGUCUCCGCCGCAGCUCGAAAGGGAGAUGAUCUCUCCUCAAGACUCUUAUGAAAUGCCUUUGGAUUUGUCCUCUAAAUCUCACCGCCAUAAACACGCUCCAUCUAACCAACGUAAAACUCCACCUAUGCCAGUGUUAACCCCGGUGCAUACCAGUGGAAAAGCCUCCUUGUCUACCGUUCUGUCCCGGUCUGACUGUAGCACGCAGAGUCCUGCCCCAAUCAGUUUCACCAGCAACAGUGUUAACCAGAAUCUUCGAGGAGUAUCUCCAUUGGUAAUGUUCCCAGAAUAUUUAAGAAAUGGGGAUCCGGUGUCGUCACAGAUAGUCGGAGCAUCGGGAUCGUGGAUUAAAAAUUCUGCUGCUGUUAUUAGUACCAUACCUGGUACUUAUGUAGGGGUGGCAAACCCAGUGCCUGCCUCUCUGUUGUUGAACAAAGACUCUAGCUUGAGCCUUAGCACAGACUCCCGACAUUUAGCAAAACAGGAGCCAAUCUCGAUUGUUGACCAGGGAGAGCCAAAGAACUCAGGGUCAUGUGGCAAGAAAAAUAGCCAGACCAGUGUAGAUGGCCAGCAGCCCACAGAGAAGCGACAUCUUCACGGACGUCCUAUAGCAGUAAACUCUCUAUGUUCUUCAACGGACUGGACGUUAUCUGGACAUGGGACGGUGCACCCGAAAUGUCCCUUAAAUGGGAAACCCAGCAAUUCUCAGGUUCUGCCAGUUAGUUGGUCUCCAUACCAUCAGACGUCAGUGCUGUCUAUUGGCAUACCAGCCACAGGCACACUCCAUCCAAACCAAGGUUCGCAUCCCAGACUUCCCAUCGGUGAGUUCACUUUGUAUUCCAGCAUUCUUCCAGCAGAAUCAAAGGUGAUGCCUCAGAAGAGCGUAGGAGAUUCUACAUUAAGUACUCAGCAGAAGACUACGCCAGCAGUGACUCACGAGCAUGACCUGCUGGCAAAAGCAAGGACUUGUGAAUCUGUUUCUAAGUCUAGGAAAUCUCAUACUAAUAAAACUUUGCUUGCACCAAAACCUGCUGCAGGAAACACUGCUUUAUACCUUCAGUCAGGCGUGGCUGACAAAGGGGACAGCACUGCAGAUGGUAAGCAAGCAGCUGAGGGUAGCCCCACUAUAAGUAAACCCUCCAACAAGCAGAACUGCAAGGACAAUAAGAUCCGACCACCAAAGUUGAGUUGCAGUCGAAAGAUAUUUGGAGACACAAAGCCAAAAAACAAAGUACUUGCCUCCUACAUGACCAAUGACCCAGUUUCGGUGGCUCCAAGAAAAGACAGUGGUCAUACUUUCCCUUCACUGAGUCGGGACAUCAGCAAAAAGGACGCAAAAGGCGAUGGUUCACAGGAUCAGCCUGGGCAUCGCAAGCGCAGCCACAAAAAAGCACAUGAUCCCGUAGACACUCAGCAUUGUGUGCAGGAGGUAGACUUAAGCAAAGUCAAAAUUGAGAGGGUAGACGAUGAUGAGAACUUUGGCUAUUUGCCAUCAUGGUCACCUGUAGAAAUGCCACCAAUCACCAAAGUCAAGGCUAAGGUUAAGAAAGAGCCAGGUUUACGAGGUCGGGGUAAGUGUCUGGAAGAGAUCACACCUACAACGCCAGCACAGCAGAAGUUCAAGUGUAAAGCUAAAGAAAAAGAUAAAGACGCAAAGAAAUGUUUACAGGAACUUCCGAAGAGAAAGGGCAAAAGGCAACAAGCUGUCUCCAGCCUCGAGAAGAAAGAACAUACAAGCCCGAAGUCCAAGAAUGAGCCAGUGGUGACCGGAGUGAAGAGGCGGAGGAGGAGAGCCAUAAAGACUGAGCCUGUGGAUCCAGAAUUGUACCCAGCCACGCCAGAGAGAAAAUCCAAAAACAGCUUCAAAGACUUCAUCCCAGUCGUCUUAAAGAGCCGAACCCGCAGUCAGACAGGAACCUUCGGGUCUACGGACGUAGAAUCCACCGUUUUAGACACUUUCCGUGUUCAAGAAGAAGAAGCGUUAGACGAGACGGGCAUCCCUUAUAAGAGAAGGAAGCUGAGGAAGCAUGGUAGACCGGGCCGACCGCGCAGAUUCACUGCUGUCAAAGAGGAACCAGAACCCGAACUGAUCAGCCCAACAAUACAGGACUCCUGGGAGCUGUCCAGCAGAGGUCUAGACUCUGGGAAAGCAGCCAUCUUGGAGCAGGAUGAUAUUGGUGAAGAGGACGGUACAUUACGGCGGAGAAAAAGGCGAAGGCAGAAAAAUAGAAAAUAUCAAAAUGGAGAAUAUCUAACGGAAAAGGAGGAGGAGGAAGUAUCUCAGUACUACUGCAGGAGAAGAGCCAGGACAGACUUUCGGAAGAGGAAAAUAUCACCAGACAGAGGCAGCGACAUCGUGAGGAGUAACCAGAGACAAAGCUUCGAGGACUCGCCCUCCAUACGAGUCCUCGAGAAGCCCUCUGGAAAACGCAAGUGCAAGACCAAACACCUAGGGGGCAGCACAGAUGAGGAGGCAAAGGGUAGAGGCCGGCGACCCAGCCUGUCUCCUAAAGGCACACCCAGAAAAUCUCCCAGGAAGAGUGGUGAGCCAGGAACCCCCAGCCGCGCCCGUCGUACCAGUAUGUUCAGCUCAUGUGACACCCAAAACAUGCCCCCGGAGGCCAGGAGGCUGAUUGUCAAUAAGAACGCUGGAGAGACCCUACUGCAGAGGGCGGCACGGCUGGGAUAUAAGGAUGUCGUGUUGUAUUGUCUACAGCGAGAUCAGGGCGACAUCAACCACAGGGACAACGCGGGGUACACCGCCCUGCACGAAGCCUGCGCCCGCGGAUGGACCACCAUCCUGCAGAUCCUCCUGGAGAACGGAGCCAACGUAAACUGCAGCGCCCAGGACGGUACCCGGCCCAUCCACGAUGCUGUUGUCAAUGACAACUUGGAAACAGUAUGGCUCCUGCUGUCGUACGGUGCAGACCCCACCCUGGCCACGUAUUCGGGACAGACCCCCAUGAAGCUGGCCAGCAGCGAGGCCAUGAGGACCUUCUUGAGCGAUUACCUCUCCGAUCUGCGAGGACGAUGUGACGGAGACCCACGAGCCUCCUGGGACUUCCAUAGCAGCUCUGUAUUAGAUCCUAAAGAUGAAAUCGGCCAUGACAUCCUCCUAGACGCCUCAGAGACUUCGAAGGACGAGGAGGACGGGGAGAAGCAACAGGAAGACAACUUUUUGUUUGAGUUUUCCGAGACGCCUCUGAUUUCCUGCUACAACCUUCACGUGUCCCUAACCAGCGGACCCAAUAACUGGUUCCUGGUGUCCGAUGUCCUGAAGAGGCUGAAGCUUUCCUCUCGAAUAUUCCAAGCUCGAUACCCGAACUUUGAAAUUGCCAGCAUGCAAAAAAAGGAGUUCACCAGACAGGUGUUCAGCAGCCAGAUCCUCACGCCUGCCGAGGGGAUGGAUCUCUGGCCGCAGGACUGUGGAGAAAUGGUGGAGCUGGUGAAAUACGAGCCUGAACUGGUGCGGCUGCUGGGCUCCUCUGUGGAAUUCCAGAGCGUCAACAGCUGACGAACAACCCCCGCUCACGUGCAAGACCCUUCAGCUGCGUCCGAGGCAAUAACACAGAGGGAGGAAGGACAGCUCCUGCAGCGCCCGCACCGGUGAAUGCCGCUCCUGGUUGUGCCCUUUUUUCCAGUCUACCUGCCAUCUCUCAUCUGAAGAGAUUAUACGCACAGGAUCCCCUCUGAAGGAUCCUUCACACCCGCAUUAGAUUCAUUUUGUGUUCCCAUUAGUAAUGCACUGGUUUAUCUGCAGACGUGGAUGACCGACACAAGGAUAGACAAUCAUGGUUCCGCUGUCACAAAAGACUUGCAGCCACAGCCAAGGAGAAAUUUCCAGAUUUUUUUUUUUUCCUAAAUCAGUUUGUUUAUUAAAUAUAUACUUUAAAACCGGUGUCGAUGACAAGGAGGAUCAUGGGAGCAGGGGUGACUAGGCACAGGCUGCCUGACCUGCAGGAACAUGGACUUCUACUGUCUCCAAGCAUUGUGCGCGCCUACUGAUAAGACGUAACCCGGGGAGGACACGUACAACAGCCUGACGGAUACCGUCACCAGGCGUAAGCUUCACGUCCAGGCCCCGCCCACCACUAUGGGGAAACCAUAGACAGCAUGGCUAGAGACCGGGGAGGAGGAAAUAUGUGUGAUUGUCCUCAGGGCUCCUCUUCCCGCUUCAUCCAAUGCUUCUUACUUUUUAUAGUAAAUGAUAAUUUUAAAAGAAAAAAAAUGCAAUUUGGAGUGAAAGAAAAAAAAAUACAAAAAGUGUGUGACUGUUCACUUCCUGGAAAGGAAAAAGAAACGUAAAAAUAAAAUCACAAGCCCCCCCAUCCCCCGUGUUGUGGGGCGCCGGCCGUGUGUCGCGCCAGGAAACACACGGCACUUUAACUUCUUUUGGACUGAGAUUUUUUUUCUUUCUAUUGUAAAUGGUACAGUUUUAUUGUACGGGUGCUAAAAAAACAAAAAAUACAACUAAAAAUAUUGA
Molecule: messenger RNA, 6125 nt
Organism: Hyla sarda
Lineage: Eukaryota; Metazoa; Chordata; Amphibia; Anura; Hylidae
Gene: BCORL1
Product: BCL6 corepressor like 1
Exons: 14
Coding region: 495-5156 (1553 amino acids)
Biological process (GO): negative regulation of transcription by RNA polymerase II
Cellular component (GO): nucleus
Molecular function (GO): transcription corepressor activity; protein binding
Source: RefSeq, a predicted model, not a curated record